AUAAUUUGAAAGCUGUGUCUUAAUGAACAAAUUAGUUUUAUGAAGUUGAAAUUCAACCAUAACAGCGAGGGGAGUUCCAUGGAUUAACUAUAUGGCAUAUAGAGAUUUUUUAAGGUUAAAAAAUCUCACUUCACUCACUCCAAGUCUUUCCAACGCAAUAAACAGUAGUCGAUACAGAAGAGAUGAAUGUAGAUUUAUUCGUAAAAGAUUGCAGCAAUAAAGAAAGUAAAGAUUAUUUAACAUGGAAUAAAAGGGAAUUUGAAAUUUUCAAGAGAAUGGUAAUCGAGCAGAAUAUAAAUUGUCGUUUAGACGAUAUGUUUCUCUUGAGCUUCCUUAGAGCCAGAAAAUUCGAUAAAGAAAGAGCAAUUAAAUUAUUAAAAAAUUAUUACUCUACGAGAAAAAAAUAUCCGAAUAUAUUCGAUAAAUUUAAUCCUGCUGCCGUGAAAAAAUAUCUUGACAUGAAAAUAGUUGGUUAUCUCCCUCACACGGAUCAAGAUGGCAGCAUUUUGGGAAUCGGUCGAUGCCCUUGCUGGGACCCUUCGAAAGUACACGUCAGUGAAGUCGUAAAAUGCUUCAUGAUGUUUAUAGAUAUGGCAAUAACGGGACAUAUAAUUCAAGUCAACGGAAUUGUGAUAAUUCUGGAUGCCAAAACAUUAUAUUGGAGACAUGUUUUGCAAUUAACACCAACUACAUUAUACUGCAUAGUUUCCAUUGUUUUUCAAUCCACUCCGAUUAGUUAUAAAGCAAUUCAUGUCAUAAAUAUUGGAACUUUUGUAUAUGCCUUUUAUACAGCAUUUCGGCUAUUUCUUCCCUAUAAAAUGAAGAAAAGAUUGCAUUUUCACAGUUCUGGAAUAGAAUCUCUGCACAAAUUCAUCUCUCCCCAGCAUCUUCCAGUAGAAUAUGGUGGACAAUUACCUCCUCUCGAUCUUACCGAAUGUAACGAAAAUAUAAUUAAAUUUCAAGAAUAUUUUGAAGAAAAUCAGAAAUAUUUCAGCUAAAGAAAAAUAUAAUUGGAAUGCUUUUAGGAAUCUAUCCAAAAAUCAUAUAAAAUCGUUAUCAUUUUUAACAACAAUUCACUCAUUGCCAUUAAAUUCAGCGCACCAAGAAGGAGUUGUCGCAACGCUGAAAAUCCGGCAUGCAGAUAAGUCUCAAACAGAUAUAGAAAUGGUUAGAGUUAUAGCGUUAUAGCCAUCUGUCCGUACCAUUUAGAGGCACCAGGUUGAGGAACAUUUGGUAUUGCAGCAGCCAUUAGGUGUGCUGCCAUCGAGGUUACCUACUGUUGCCUCCGUUUGGAGAUUGGACCGCAAUGGGAUUAGACCGCAAUUGGACCGACAGGAUUGGACCACAAUGGAAUGGAGCCGGGUCGUCUACAGCGACAAAUCCAGACUCAGUUUAGUCACUGACAGCGGCGGCGAUUUUGUCUGAAGGUUCCGUAGUGAACGCUUCAAUCUGUCUACGCUUUUUAGUGGCACAGCGUCUCCACAGCUGGUAUGAUAAUCUGGGGUGCCAUCAUAUACACCUUUAUGUUAAAGACAUCCUGCAGCCACAUGUGUUGCCUUUCAUGGCAGGGCUCCCAAGAGCCAUUUUCCAACAGGACAAUGCUCGACCACACGCGGCAAGGGUGUCACAUGGCUGCCUCCGCUAAAUUGCAACAUUUCAUUGUCUACUCGGUCUGAUUUGCCACUGGUCGAACUUGUCUGGGAUUACUUGGGACACCAAGUUCGACUGCCUAUGAGUUUGUCCGAACUAGAGGACCACUUGCAGCAAAUGUGAACUGAAAUGCCGUAGGACAACAUACAUCACCUGUAUGCCUCCACGCCCGCCAGUAUCACAUCGUUUAUUCACGUUAGAGGUGGCCCAAUAGAGUACUAGAACCGCCUUUCAUUUGUAAUUUUUUCUGUAGUAAAUGAUCAUUUUGCUUUCAUUUUAAAUCACUAACUUAUAUCAUUGUUACACACACAUCUACGGACAACUUCAUGAUGCGGUAAUUUUUAUUGUAAUUAGUGUAUAUAAAGUUAUUUUUACGUAUGAUGUAUUAAUUAAUUAUACAAAUAAAUUUAUGUAUGAUGUAGAUAUAAUAUAUUUCCGUUUACUAAUACAUUUAAUAUACGUAAUGUGAAAGAUUCACGUAACGGGAUACUUUAUGCGAGUGUUAUGGAUAAAUACGGUAACAAGAAAAACGAGAAUUUGGCUUCUUUUGGGCACAAUUUGAAAGGAAUUUUGAAGUUAAAGAUUAUUUUUGUAUUAAAACGUAUCCAUAGUGUCUUUCAUUGAGGACAGUUUGUUUUUCAUUUGUGAUUUUUCAAAUGAAACCUGGUAAUAGUGAGGAGGAUAAGUGAGUAGGUGGAUCAUUCUUAUCCACAUGUAGCCAAAUUAUGGAUUUAUAGAGUUAUUUUAAUUACUUUUUCUAGAAUAAUAUAUAAAAUAAAACCAUGGCUGUACGUUAAAAUGUUAUGCUAAUAAACAUAUAAUCUUUUUGCAGCAAUAAAUAACGUUAUGCUGUAUUUUAAUUAUCACUAUAGUUUAACUACCUAAUUUUAUUUUUGUACUCAAUAUUUUUAAUUAUAUUAUAUUAUGUAAUAACACGGUUAAUAAAGAACACAA
Centruroides sculpturatus (bark scorpion) is the source of this 2604-nucleotide messenger RNA. Its product is annotated as alpha-tocopherol transfer protein-like. Gene Ontology annotation, molecular function: phosphatidylinositol bisphosphate binding. The transcript is spliced from 7 exons. The record is from RefSeq and is a predicted model, not a curated record. Bases 183 to 998 code for a protein of 271 amino acids. Gene Ontology annotation, cellular component: membrane. NCBI's taxonomy places the organism in Eukaryota, Metazoa, Arthropoda, Arachnida, Scorpiones, Buthidae.